Lindgomyces ingoldianus is the source of this 1079-nucleotide messenger RNA. RefSeq names its product NAD(P)-binding protein. The coding region runs from base 103 to 948 and encodes 281 amino acids. The record is from RefSeq and is a predicted model, not a curated record. NCBI's taxonomy places the organism in Eukaryota, Fungi, Ascomycota, Dothideomycetes, Pleosporales, Lindgomycetaceae. The transcript has a single exon.
CGAGGACAUCCGCCGACAUGACAGACGUGAACACCCCAACGUCCAGCAACUGAUUCUGAAGCAUCUUUCCAUUCCCAAUAACUCGAUAUCAAUUGUUCAACCAUGGAGACUAAAACCAUCGUACUCGUCACCGGCGCUAACUCUGGCAUCGGGCUCGCCGCAAUCCGCUCAUUCUGGUCAUCUCCAAAAGACUACCAUAUCCUCGCCGCCGGUCGCACUCUCCAGAAAGUUCAAGAUGCUAUUAGUCCGAUCCGCAGCACGCCCUCUCCAGGCAUCAGCACCAUCGAAGAAAUCGAACUCGAUAUCUCAGACGAUGCCUCGAUCGCCAAAGGCGUCGAAUAUGUGCGGAGCAAAUACGGCCGCCUUGACAGCCUCGUCAACAACGCUGGAGGCGGCUUCGACACCGACUACCAAAAUAACACAAUGUCGCAACGCGAAGCGUGGACCCGUACCAUGGACCUAAAUGUCAGUUCCCCGCAGGUCAUGACAACGGAAUUUGCGCCGCUCUUGUUGAAAUCUUCUGAUCCAAGACUGCUUUUCAUUACGAGCGGAAUGUCAUCUUUAGAGGAGGAAAGCAUGAGGCAAACACCCGGCGAAGACCGCAAACUCCCGUUUGGUGCCGGGUGGCCGAAGCCCGAGAGAAUGGCUGCGACGAACGCUUAUGCGUAUCGUGUUAGCAAGACCGCACUGAAUAUGAUGUUCCUGCACUGGGUGCGAUUGUUCGAGAAAGAUGGCGUUAAGUGUUUUAGUUUAUCACCGGGUUUUCUCGCGACGAAUCUGGCCGGAGAUCCUUCGAUCAUGAAGAAGGCGGGUGCAGGUGAUCCCAGUCUAGGCGGUGACUUCAUUCGCGAUGUUGUGGAAGGGAAAAGGGAUGAGCAUGUUGGGAGGGUUAUUAGACGGACAAAUGAUAUGUAUGGGAAGCGAAACAAUUUCGUUCAGCCGUGGUAGUUGACUCGCGGAAGCCGUCCGAGCUCGUUAAUAUCCGAAUCACCUGUCCGUCUGCAUGGCUCACCCUCGUAUUUAAACAAAUUUAGUGUUCGUUUUUCUGCUACGGGUUUAAAAGAUGGCUAGACGAGUGU